Limulus polyphemus (Atlantic horseshoe crab) is the source of this 3021-nucleotide messenger RNA. RefSeq names its product glycogen [starch] synthase (gene GlyS). Bases 50 to 2110 code for a protein of 686 amino acids. The transcript has 15 exons. Gene Ontology annotation, cellular component: cytoplasm. The record is from RefSeq and is a predicted model, not a curated record. Gene Ontology annotation, molecular function: alpha-1,4-glucan glucosyltransferase (UDP-glucose donor) activity. Gene Ontology annotation, biological process: glycogen biosynthetic process. Lineage: Eukaryota; Metazoa; Arthropoda; Merostomata; Xiphosura; Limulidae.
UUAGCAGACUGCAUGGAUUAUAAUUUGAAGGUUAAGUCAAGAAGAAAGCAUGGCGUCGCGAAUGGCAAAGAGGUUUUAUCGUCUUGAAGGAGUAGAUGACUUAACUUUGGACCAAGGCGCAACUGCAGAAGCAGAAAAUCGAUGGGUGUUCGAAACUUCGUGGGAAGUUUGCAACAAAGUGGGAGGGAUUUAUACUGUGAUCCGAUCUAAGGCUGGAAUUAGCACUGAAGAACUUGGUGAACAGUACUGUCUUAUGGGACCUCAUAAUGAAGCCAUGGUGCGCACAGAGGUGGAGUGUAUGGAACCACCAGAGAGUGUAUUCAGGACAGCCUUGCAAAACAUUAGAAACAGUGGAAUUAGGGUCACAUAUGGACGAUGGUUGAUUGAUGGCUACCCACGAGUCAUCUUAUUUGACAUUGGGUCAGCAGCUUGGAAACUAGAUGAAUGGAAACGAGAAUUGUGGAACACGUGUAACAUUGGAGUUCCUUGGCAUGAUAGGGAAUCAAAUGAUGCUAUAAUAUUUGGUUUCUUGGUUACGUGGUUUUUAGAAGAAUUUUUGAAAGAAUUAUCAAAAGAAAGAAGUCGUCCCCUUAUUGUGGCUCAUUUUCAUGAAUGGUUAGCAGGUAUUGGUUUGGUAUUGUGUCGGACACGACACUUGGAUAUAGCCACAGUGUUCACAACACAUGCCACUCUGCUUGGAAGAUACUUGUGUGCUGCUAAUGUUGACUUUUAUAACAGUCUUGAUAAGUUCAACUUAGACAAAGAAGCUGGAGAUCGCAGCAUCUACCAUCGUUACUGCAUGGAACGAGCUGCUGUUCAUAGUGCCCACAUCUUCACCACUGUCUCCGACAUUACUGCCCUUGAAGCAGAACACCUGCUGAAAAGAAAGCCUGACAUAGUAACACCAAAUGGGCUGAAUGUGAAGAAGUUUAGUGCACUUCAUGAAUUUCAGAAUCUUCAUGCUUUAGCAAAAGAAAAAAUUCACGACUUUGUCAGAGGUCAUUUCUAUGGACAUUAUGACUUUGACCUGGACAAAACUCUUUAUUGUUUCAUUGCGGGACGUUAUGAAUUUUCAAACAAAGGAGCUGACAUGUUCAUUGAAGCCCUUGCUCGUCUGAAUCACUUUCUUAAGGCUGCAGGAAGUGAUAUGACUGUUGUUGCAUUUCUCAUUUUUCCUGCUCGGAUAAACAAUUUUAAUGUUGAAUCUCUACGAGGUCAAGCUAUUUGUAAACAACUUCGUGAUACUGUACAUGACAUACAGUCUAAGAUUGGAAAGAGGAUGUUUGAAGUAUGUUUAAGUGGCCAGAUACCUAAAGGAGAUCAGCUGAUUUUACCAGAAGAUAUUGUGAAAUUAAAAAGAUGUAUUUAUGCUACUCAGCGAACAACCUUGCCACCUAUUUGUUCCCACAACAUGAUUGAUGAUUCCUCAGACCCAGUUUUGUCUUCUAUACGACGAUGUCAGUUAUUCAACAAUCGCCAUGAUCGUGUUAAAGUAAUAUUUCAUCCUGAAUUUUUAUCUUCUACCAAUCCUCUGUUUAGUAUGGACUAUGAAGAAUUUGUACGUGGUUGUCAUUUAGGAGUUUUUCCAUCUUACUAUGAGCCUUGGGGUUAUACGCCAGCUGAGUGCACCGUGAUGGGAAUCCCUAGUGUCACAACUAAUUUAUCUGGAUUUGGAUGCUUCAUUGCUGAACAUGUGGCUGAUCCAAUGUCGUAUGGAAUAUAUAUUGUAGAUCGCCGAUUUAAGAACCCAGAAGAAUCUGUUCAACAGUUAGCUCAGUACUUGUUUGACUUUACUUGCUUGUCUCGACGGCAACGUAUUAUCCAACGUAACCGAACAGAAAGACUGAGUGAUCUUUUAGACUGGCGGAACUUGGGUGUAUAUUAUAGGAAAGGUAGACAAAUGGCUCUGCAUAUUACUCACCCAGAGAUCUUGGAUGAAGAAUCUAUGAAUGGCAAACUUCAACUUCGUUAUCCAAGACCAAUGUCGGAGCCACCGUCUCCUCUCAGCUCAAGGGCUUCAACUCCAGCUCCAUCAGAACAUGGUAGUGAUGAAGACUCUGGUGAAGAGCACGAAGAAAUACUAUCUGGUUCAAACUCAGCAAGCCGGUAGCCCAAUAAUGACACAAGUGUUUGUUAACAUGGUCAAAAUUUUGCUUGCUUAGCCUUGUAGGAUUCAAUUGACUCUACUUAUUAUAUUUAGUGUCAGAUGAAUGAAAUAGAUGUUAAUUAGUUUUUGCUUGAAUUGGACUUUUUUUCUUUCUUGAGUUAUACUAUCAGUGUUGUUUUGAUGAAACAGCUGUGUUACUGAUAAGUACAGUCAAAAAGUUAUGAAAAUUAAGCUCUUCCUCCAUUGGAAGAUGUUUCUAAUAUAAAAAUUACUAUAACCAACAAUUAAGUACUUCAAAAGAUCAGUAUGAACAGAUAUUGAAAAGGCAUCUAAGACUUUUAAAACAAAAUCUGCAUUACUUCUUUGAAAAGUUAGUAGAGGGGCUUCUAUAUAUGAGCUUGUGCUAUGGAAAGAAAUUCCUUAAUGAAUUGAGAUCUAAAUAUCUGUUUUUAAGAGAAUAAUUAAAAAUUAAAUGUUAUCUCAGGUUUAUUAUUAUAUGAGCAUUUCUCAAAAUUAACUUUUUGUAGGUUUGUGGAAUCUUGUUGCAAUUUCCAAGUACACCAGAUUUAUUUCACAUGUAAAGAAAUGGUCUAAACUUCUUUGUUUUAUAAGAAUCUCAGAAAAAAUCUAAUAUGAAAUUGCUUUAGAUAUCAGUUUUUAGUUUGUGUGUUGAUAGUCACAUGUUUGUUUUUGUUUGUUUUUUUACAUUAGAGGUGCCAACAAUCUUCAUAUUAAAAGUAGUGUAUGUAAACAGUAGUGAGACCUUAACUAUUAUGUAAUGAGGUAUUGGCAGUACCACUAUCCUUUUGCUUUGAGUAAUUGUUGUUGUUAUUAACCUAAAACUAAUUCAUUUUCAUCAAGACGUGUCAUUAUGUUUUUGAAAUUAACCAAUAAAGUAUCAGUAUUUGUUAGAA